This is a messenger RNA of Ustilago hordei, 1830 nucleotides long. RefSeq lists its product as uncharacterized. The record is from RefSeq and is a predicted model, not a curated record. Gene Ontology annotation, molecular function: DNA-binding transcription factor activity, RNA polymerase II-specific; RNA polymerase II transcription regulatory region sequence-specific DNA binding; zinc ion binding. Gene Ontology annotation, biological process: cellular response to starvation; regulation of DNA-templated transcription. Lineage: Eukaryota; Fungi; Basidiomycota; Ustilaginomycetes; Ustilaginales; Ustilaginaceae. The transcript has a single exon. The coding region runs from base 1 to 1830 and encodes 609 amino acids. Gene Ontology annotation, cellular component: nucleus.
AUGUCUGGUCACCCCGGCCCUACCUCAGGCGGCAUGACGUACGGCAUGGCUCCACCAAUGCAUCCGCAUUACCCCACUCAGAACGGCGCCGAUUCGGCUUCGUCUCUCCCACCUCAGACCUACCACCAACAGCAGCAGCAGAUGAGCCAGUACAGCGCUUCCCAGAUAAACUCCAAUUUCGCUUACUCUAGCCAGAACUUCUACGCCCAUCCUGCUCAGCAUCACCCUAGCGAGGUCGCUUCCCAACAGGGCGGCUACUACUCGCACCACGCCUCAUCACCACAGAUGGACCCAAACGGUCAGCUCUACGCUGCCCACCAGAUGAGCCAUCCCAACAUGAUGAACGUUGGUCACUUCCACGGUCACCGCCCCGAUCUCCUCGCACAUCAGACCUACGCCGCGCUCCAAGGUGCUGGUAUCCGACCCAAGCGCAGGCAGGUCAAGAACGCCUGUAUCAACUGCCAGAAGGCAUGCAAGAAGUGCGAUGAGGGUCGUCCAUGCGGUCGUUGUGUCAAGUACGGUCUCGUCGACACUUGUCAAGAUAGCGCACGUAAGGAAAGGCGACGCGGUAUCAAGCGUGGCCCUUACAAGCGCAGGGCCACCAUCGGCUCGCAGCCUAACAAUCCUGCCCUCUCUGUCUCUGGUCCCAUGUCCAACUACGGGCGUGAUGGUCACAUCUCGCCUUCUAGCCGCAGUGAUGGCAUGCUUGGCAGCACUCCUGGUGGCGAAUCGAGCUUCUCCAGCCCAGCAUUCGGUACUCAGGUUCUUGUACCACGCCCACCCAUGCCUCUCCAGAUGCCUAGCAACGGAUGGCAGCCCAGCGGCUCUAGCCCCAACGUCGAUGACCGUGAGGGUUUGAGGGCAAGAUACAGCCAGCCCGGUGGACCCAACCAGACCUCCUACUACGCUUACGAGCAGGACGCCGCACACCACGCUUACGACCGCAGCUCGUCGGCGCCGCUCAUUCAGCCCGGAGGAUCCAUAUUGAGUCCCGUCGGUCGUUUCCCCAACUCUGCCACUCCACAGUCGUCCACAUCGCAGCUUCCUAGCUUGACAUCGCAGUCCAACGGCAGCUACCUUGGCGGUGUCUACGGCAGCAAUGUUGGCAACCGUCAAGGUGGUGGCAUGAGCAACGGCUCUACUUCCUCGUUGAUCAGCCCACCUUUGCACUCGUCUGUCUCCAACGCAAGCUUCCUCUCUGCUUCGUCAGCACCCAAUGGCCUCGCACACCAUCGUCUCCACUCGGACAGCAGCCUUGUCACUCUCAGCUCCAACGGUGCUUCCUCUUCGACCAUGUCCCCGCGCACACCGCUCAACGGAUCUGGUUCCGACCCUCCUCUCCUUUCGCCCAACGGCAACAAGAUUUCUGGCUUCGUCCCUCCCCAACCUACUGUCCCUACCGCCGCAGGUACCUUCUUGCAGCAAGACACCACCCGGUUGUUCCCGCUCAAGAUGCCCAAAGCCCCCACCCGCGGCCGUUCUGGCACCGGUGGCUCGUAUCUAGACCAACAACCUCCUGCCAGCUACUACGGCAACAACUUGGCCCCUACCAACGUCAAGUUCCCCGUCCAGCAGCAGGGUCACCAGACCCAACAGCAGCAGUCGCAACAACAGCAUCCGCAGCAAUUCCAACGCUCCCCCUAUAUCGCUUUGCACGGUCUCGAUGACCGAAGGCAGUUCUUGAACAACACAACACCAAGGAUGGACCAACACAUGUCGCCUAACCCCGGCAACAGCGCUGCCAGCAGUGCCAUGAUGUCGUUGAAGGCUGAACGCGAUGUUGCUGGUCCCCCACCGGCGGCUCCUGCUGGCUCUCUCGGUCUGGCUUAA